Molecule: messenger RNA, 816 nt
Organism: Symbiodinium pilosum
Lineage: Eukaryota; Dinophyceae; Suessiales; Symbiodiniaceae
Source: the annotation of a GenBank genome assembly
AUGCUCGGUGAAGGUGACGGUGCAUUGGAUUUUGCAGGCAUAGAGCAGCUUGCAAGCGAAGAGCUUACAGAGAAUGGCAUUGAUGCAGAUUGGGGUCAGCUCUACCACACUUGCGGAGGUGAGCAUGGCUUCGGGGCUGCACCCUUUGAUAUCGCUACGCUCCUGUACCGCAAGUCGAGAUGGGAAGUCAAGCAGAUGGGUGGUACGUACUUGCAACCCUUCAGUGGAUGCAUGGAGAGAAGCGGUGGUGGCGAAGGUCCCACAAACUACAGGGUCUUCCUGGGACAGGCUUUCGUUCACAAGCGGACUGGUUUCGAAAUCAUUGUGGUCGUUGCACACUUCCCGCACAUAAAAAGCUACCAGCGAGAGAUCCAAGCACUGUCAUCUGCUCUGAGUUCAUUUCGUGUAACUUCUGGCAUAGACCAGGUUGUCUUGAUCGCGGACACGAACCAGCAAAAGGCAGACAGUGAGAUCAUGGCAGACAUCUAUCCGGAAGCGGCAGGAGUCGUUGGCAGCACGCCUCGAACAACUUGCUGCUACCCGAUAUAUCUGCAUGAUUUUGAUCGAAUUAUUGCUGCGGGCUUCCGGAGUCAGGAGGCCUCAAUGACAACGGUCUUUCCCUUUGGGAUCGGAGAUAACCAUAUGCCUCCAGACUGGGCAAUUGUAAACAUGCAUGAUCCCGUGAUUGCCGAGUUCUCUCUAGGAGGCGGUUUGAGCUUCAAACGCUCGCAGAGAUCCGCUGCAGCUCGAGGAAUAUGGCAGACAUGGUUAGCCGGUUGCCUGCUUUUCCUGUCCUUCAUGCAUCUUCAGGGCUGA